UGUCUAUGCAGGAAGCAUCACAGAGCAGGAACAGACGGGCCAAACUGAGUGAAAGCAUCUGAAGUAUGUGCCAUGGAGAAUCAGAACUUAUCCAAAGUGGUCCUUCUGGCUUGUGGGUCCUUCAACCCCAUUACCAACAUGCACCUGAGGAUGUUUGAACUGGCCCGUGAUCAUCUAGAAGACGCAGGUCACUAUAGCGUGGUGAAAGGAAUCAUAUCUCCGGUGGGCGACGCUUAUAAGAAAAAGGGUUUGAUUGAGGCCUGUCACCGAGUGGAGAUGGCCAGACUGGCCACAGAAAGCUCAGACUGGAUUACAGUAGAUGCCUGGGAGAGCUUGCAGCCAGAGUGGCAGGAAACAGCUAAAGUUGUCCGGCAUCACUAUGAGGACCUGCUUGCAGCAGAGCAUAAUAUUGAUGAUGUGGAUACAGAGAAGUACACAAAAAAGAGACGCAUGGAAGAGAGUUAUAUUGAAGAUUCUGUUCAUCUCAAACGAAGAGAUGGCCUUCAGCUGAUGCUGCUGUGUGGGGCUGACGUCCUGGAAUCCUUUGGGGUUCCAAAUCUAUGGAAGCAGGAGGAUAUUGCAGAGAUUGUCGGCCGGUACGGUUUGGUUUGCGUCACCCGGAGUGGCAGUGACCCACACAGGUUUAUCCAGCAGUCAGACCUGCUUUGGAAGUAUCGCAAGAACAUCCACGUGGUCUACGAAUGGGUGACCAACGACAUCUCUGCCACUCAUGUGCGCCGGGCCCUGCGUCGAGGUCGGAGCGUCAGAUAUCUGCUCCCAGAGACCAUCGUCCACUACAUUCGAGAACACAAUCUCUACAGUGCUGAGAGCGAGCAGAAGAACACUGAUGUGGUCCUCGCACCCUUACAGAGAUACACAGGUGCCUCCACUAGCUGAUUAAGCUUACUGCCAAUUGAAAAAAUAAUGCUGGAAGUUUACUGUGAAUUUCAAACACACCAGACAUUGUUAAUUCAAUAUUGUCUUCCUGCAAUCCUGAGCUGUCUGACAAAGAGUGUGUUUAAGAAAUCUGUAGAAGUUUUUGAAUGAAGAAAUUUUGUACCAUUUUUACUUUGCUGUGUGUGUGUGUGUUUGUGUGUGUGUGGGGGGGGACAACAACUGAGAAACAACUAACCAUCAGCUUGACCAGUUUCCACCAAUACAGAUAUGUGUGUUUUUAUUAAACUAGUUUUUCAAUAUUUUAUGCAAAAUUCUCAUCAUAUAUAGUUUUUGUUAUCGCACGAAUCGGCAAUAAAUUCAUUUUACUUUGGUGAUUUAUUUAACACAGACUCUGUGAGUAUACUCCUCUGGGCUUUGUUGGGUGUUUGGCACCCAAGGGUGUGAUUUUCCAUGAAUGUCCUCAGGAAGAAAAAAAGGUUGUAUACUUGAAACACUAGGUGCACAAACUUAGAAGUGGGUUGUUUUUCUAACACUGAAAAUAAAAAACACAUUUUUCCCUAUUGCUUGA
Messenger RNA from Cololabis saira (Pacific saury), 1465 nucleotides. RefSeq names its product nicotinamide nucleotide adenylyltransferase 1 (gene nmnat1). Bases 73 to 897 code for a protein of 274 amino acids. Lineage: Eukaryota; Metazoa; Chordata; Actinopteri; Beloniformes; Belonidae. The transcript is spliced from 5 exons. Gene Ontology annotation, molecular function: nicotinate-nucleotide adenylyltransferase activity; nicotinamide-nucleotide adenylyltransferase activity. The record is from RefSeq and is a predicted model, not a curated record. Gene Ontology annotation, biological process: NAD+ biosynthetic process.